AGGAAUUUCUAAUAAUUAAUUGAUAGAUAAUUUGUUUAACUAACUUAGACAUGUCGACCGCCCAGGAAACUAAAGGAAUAAUUCAAUAUGUACCUUUCAAAUCUUUCGUUCAUCCAGCCUUUUGGCAUACGCUUAGUGAGUUGAAAUUGAAUGUAGAUAAACUAAACGAGACGACGAAACAAAUACACGGCAUUUAUUCCUUUAGGGACGAUAUUGACGGCAUAUUCGAAGUGGAUGGAACAUCCUUUAACCAGUCAACAACAGAGGAUUUGUUCUCCAUAGAUGUCAUUGGUACAUUGAUAAAUAAGAACACAAUUGAAGAUUUUAAGGGCAUUGACAAAGCAGCGCUUCUCAAUAGUAUAGGAGAAGUAAUAUGGACUAACAUAAAAACUCGGUCCUGGAUAGAUAAACCUAACUCCCUUGUAACUUUUAUUAUACUGUCGUUUGCUGAUCUCAAGAAAUUCCACUACUAUUACUGGUUUGCAUUUCCAACACCAAAUCAACCUACUGUUUAUUUGAAACAAAACAGUACUUCAAUAACUGAUUACUUUAGUCAAGAUGAGUUGAAAAGUCUGACUAUUAGCUUUAAAAAUCUAGACAUGACACAGAAAUGUUUCUUCUGUAUCACCAAAGAUGAUAAAGUUUCUGUGGACUUGCUGUCAACAGUUUUAAAAAGAAAAAAUGGUGAUGAAUUAGACAUUGAUUUCUCGAAGACUUUCUUUGCUUUUGCUGAUCCAAGUAGCGGUGAGAACCCCGGAUGGCCUCUCAGAUUGUUUAUAGCAGCUCUUUUAGAAUAUUCACCAUCAUUAAGAGAAAGGGAGUUUAAUGUCAUUGGUAUCAGAUGCAAAAGAUUAGAAGGUAUUGAAGUCAGUAGAGUGUUCACAAUAAAAACUUGUGAGUUUCAGAAUGUUCAAUCAGAUGGAAAGAUUGGCUGGGUUGGCUGGGAGAGGAAUGACAAAGGAAACUUUGGACCUAAACUUGCCAACAUGUCUGCUUCUAUGGAUCCUAAGAAAUUGGCAGAUGCAUCAUCCAACUUGAACAUCCAGCUGAUGAAAUGGCGUCUGGUGCCAGAUUUGGACGUGGAUAUCAUGAAAGAAACAAAAUGCCUUCUGUUGGGCGCUGGUACGUUAGGCUGCCAUGUCGCUAGAAAUUUGUUGGCGUGGGGCUUUCGUCACAUAACGUUCAUAGACAACGGCAAAGUAUCUUAUUCGAAUCCAACACGUCAAGUUCUGUAUACGUUUGAAGACUGCUUGAAUGGAGGCAAGAAAAAAGCUGAAACUGCUGCCGUGAAUCUCAAGCGUAUUUUACCUACUGUGCACAGUGAAGGCCUAUGCUUACACAUUCCAAUGCCCGGCCAUCCAAUCGGCGAAUCUCUCAAGGACGAGACAAUAAACAAUAUAAACAUCAUCACAAAAGCCAUAGCGGAUCAUGACGUCAUUUUCUUAUUGUUGGACACAAGAGAGGCGAGAUGGCUGCCUACCCUGAUUGCUGCUCAGAUGGGAAAGAUAGUAAUCAACGCGGCGCUAGGAUUUGACAGCUACCUUGUGAUGCGUCAUGGCACAAGCGCGCACGCAAGCAUGCAAGCAAACGCGCAAGCAAAUACGCACUCAGACGCACACGCAAGUACGCACUCAGACGCACACGCAAGUACGCAAGUUUCGAGCGUGCGUGGAUCAAUGUUGGGAUGUUACUUCUGUAAUGACGUCACUGCGCCUGGCAACUCUGUGUCGGACCGCACGCUGGACCAGCAGUGCACGGUGUCGCGGCCGGGCGCGGCGGCGACGGCGGGCGCGCUCGCUGUCGAGUUGCUGGUGGGAAUGCUGCAGCAUCCUGAUAAGAUAGACGCACCCGCGCCAUUCAAAAUGGACGAUGAAACAACAAGCCAAGGCAUAUUGGGUGCCGUACCGCAUUCCAUACGCGGCUUCCUACACAACUAUCAGACAGUGUUGCCGACUUGUGUCAAAUUCCGGCAGUGUAUAGCCUGCUCCGACACUGUUAUAGAUAUGUAUAGAACGGCAGGAACGCAGUUCCUACUGGAUGUGUUUAACAGUGGGAAGUAUUUGGAGAAGUUGACCGGCUUGACUGAGUUGCAGACGCUUGCUGAAAUGACUGAGAUUGUCGCGUUGUCCGAUGAUGAUGAAGAUUGAGAUUCGUCGCCAAACCCGGGUUUUUUUUAUCAAAAACUAGAUAGAUUUAUACUGCGAAAUAUCUUGACACUUAAUUUGAUGAACAUCACCACGUGUUAGGCCAGCUAACUCUUAAGAUAUUUUGACUGGGCUACUCUUAAGAUAUUAACAAUAUGCUUGAAACCACGAAGCUAGUUAUUUUAGUAUGACUUUUCUCGUGGUUUAAUAUAUUAAGUGCAAUAUGCGUUUAGUAGUUAUUUAAUAUACAAGUGAUGCUAUAUUACGAUUCAUUCCAUUACUAUGCUGUACCUGUAAAGCCUGUCAAUUUACGCCAUAUACCAUGCACCAGUGUGGGUUUUUAAUCCUGGACAAAAUAUUGUUGCUCUCUUACCUCGUAGCAGUCGCAUAGACUUAAACAGUGUUUAGGGCUGAAAAUGAAUAUAAGUGUCAAAACACACUAUGCCGAAUUUCCGCGGCGGAAGUUCGGCUUAAUUCCG
This is a messenger RNA of Aricia agestis (brown argus), 2623 nucleotides long. It is a transcript of the gene Atg7, whose product is annotated as ubiquitin-like modifier-activating enzyme ATG7. Gene Ontology annotation, biological process: autophagy of mitochondrion; C-terminal protein lipidation; protein modification by small protein conjugation. Gene Ontology annotation, cellular component: cytoplasm; phagophore assembly site. The transcript has 11 exons. Lineage: Eukaryota; Metazoa; Arthropoda; Insecta; Lepidoptera; Lycaenidae. Gene Ontology annotation, molecular function: Atg8 activating enzyme activity; Atg12 activating enzyme activity. The record is from RefSeq and is a predicted model, not a curated record. Bases 51 to 2147 code for a protein of 698 amino acids.